Molecule: messenger RNA, 1850 nt
Organism: Cariama cristata (Red-legged seriema)
Lineage: Eukaryota; Metazoa; Chordata; Aves; Cariamiformes; Cariamidae
Gene: LRRC45
Product: leucine rich repeat containing 45
Cellular component (GO): centrosome
Molecular function (GO): protein binding
Source: RefSeq, a predicted model, not a curated record
GUGUAAAACUUCUGUUGCAUGGUCUUUGCUCCAACACCACGGUCAAAUCUUUGGACUUGAAGGGAAAUAACCUGCGAACCGUGGGAGCUGAGGCUUUGGGAAAACUUCUUAGGCAGAACAAAUCCAUCAAGAGCCUUAUCUUGGAAUGGAACAGCCUUGGUGUGUGGGAGGAGGGCUUCUCCUUUUUCUGCCAAGGACUGGGAGCAAACAGCUUUCUCCAGCGGCUAGAUCUGCGCAAUAACCAGAUCAACCAUCAAGGGGCUGGAGAGCUGGCCAUGGCGCUGAAACAAAAUGCCAGCCUUCAGGAGCUAGAUUUGCGUUGGAAUAAUAUUGGGCUUCUGGGUGGCCGAGCUUUGCUGAACUGCCUGCACAGCAACAAGACCCUGAAGAGGCUGGAGCUGGCUGGGAACAAUGUUCCUAGCGACAUCCUGAAAGCUGUGGAACAAGCCAUGGAUCACAACCAAGACCGUCAGACUAUCCUGAGUGAGACGCAGAACCGAGCGUACAUACUCAGCAAGGAGGUUUUGAGUCUGAAGGAUGAGAAGACCAAGCAGUUCUUGGAUUUGAUGGACACUAUAGACAAGCAGAGAGAAGAAAUAGCCAGGAGUGGCAGGAUGUCUGCAGCACGAGUCAGCCAGCUGCAGGAAGCGUUGGAUGAACAGCACUGUAUUAUGAAUUCGCUGAAAGCCAAGCUGCAGAUGACUGAAGCUGCCCUGGCUCUGUCUGAGCAGAAGGUACACAACUUGGGAGAGCUACUGAAUGCUGUAAAACAGGAACAAACCAGCAUGGCUGAGUGCCACUUUACGGAGCUCCAGCAGCAAAAGCAGGGAAGUGCUGAUCGGGAAAGCAAGCUUUUGCAUGACUUGUCUGCUGCCAGUGAGAAAAAUCUACUUCUAAGGAACCAGGUGGAAAGCAAGUCUAAGGCUGAGAAGCAGGACUUCAACAUUGUUCACUUCUGCUCUGCAUAUAUGUCCUCUACUUUGAUCCUCAUUCAUGUGUCUGCUGAUUAACGCCUGGAAAUGGAGAAGAGAAGAUUUAAACAAAGCCUUGAAGACAUGGAAUCCCUUCGGGUAAAGGAGGUGGAUCAUAUGACACAGCACAUUGAGGCCAGUGAACGUUCCAUGCAGGACAGGAUCCAGAGGCUGGAGGCCAUCAGAAUAGCUCUGGAGGAGGAGCUGAGCCAAGUCAAAGCAGCUGCGCUCAGUGAGCGAGGCCAGGCAGAGGAGGAGUUAAUAAAAGUCCGGAAUCAGGCACGAUUGGAGGAGCAGCAACGACUAGAACACCUAGAAGAGAAGCUGCGUCUGAUGACUGAGUCACGGGAUGAAGCUCAGAACUGCUGCCUUAAGCAAAAACAAAUGAUUGCUGAGGCCCAAGCCAGAGCCAACCAGUUAGACCUGCAUGCUGAUGGACUCAGAAGGCGGCUAGAGGAACUUCAGCAGGACCUGAACAGUAAGGAAGAGGAGAAAGUGACAGAGGUGAAUAAAGUGAAAGUGGAAUUACAGGAGCAGAUUGGACACCUGCAGGCUGAACGCACAGCACAGGAUGGACUGAGAGAGAAGAUUGCAGCCCUGGAGAGACAGCUGAAAGCCCUUUCAAGUAAUCACCGUGAGGCACUGCUGGACAAAGAAGGUGAAAUCUCUAUGCUGCUGGAGAAGCUGAGAAUGAAAGAGGCUGAUAUCUCCAGGAUGAGAGAAGAAGAGGCCCAGCGAGCAAGUUUCUUGCAGAAUGCCAUCAUGGCAUAUGUGCAAGGUUCCCCCUUGGGAACCCACAGUUAUAGGAAAUGAGAGCAUGGCUUGAAGAAUCCAGAUAACUGCUGUCAGGAAGAGGGUGAGCAACUCAGGUACAGCCCC